AUGGAGACAGAUCCACUGUUGUCGAGUCAUUUGCGAGCCAGCGAUGAAGGGGACUCUGUAGAAGAUCGUAUAGAAUUAAUGCGCGACUUCAACGCACGACUAGUAAUCUCUCUCUUCAUCGACUCUGUGCCAGUAAUUCUGUCAUAUAUCCUGCAGAAUUCGAUUCAGACAGUCGCUGUUCUCGUAGCCGGAAGACUAGGACCCAAUGAAUUAUCCGCUGCAGCGUUUUCCUAUAUGCUCGCCUUUGUCACAGGCGAGUGUUGGUGCAUCGCCCUGGGCGGGACGACGGCACUGGACACUUUUGGAUCGCAGGCAUUUACUGGCGGGAAACGAGCUUCCGAUGUCUCCAUUCAUUUCGAACGAUGCCUGAUUGUACUUUGGCUGCUUUUCAUUCCCGUUGGCGUGCUGUGGAUAUUCGUUAAGCCUGCUCUUCUGGCUCUCGGGCAAGAGGAACGUCUGAGUAGCGACGUGCAAAGCGUGCUUCGGGUGUUAAUCAUCGGCGCGCCGGGAUACAUCGCAUUCGAGAGUCUGAAGAAGUAUCUUCAGUGCCAAGGUAGCCGCCAUAUUCGUAUUAAAGCCGGCUCGCUCACCAAGUACACAGGAAUUAUGCGCUUGUCGACGUUUGCGUUGAUCAUUGUAUCGCCGAUAAAUGUUGCACUCAAUCUAGUUCUUGUUCAUCAUACGUCUUUUCGCCUGCUCGGGUCACCUCUCGCGCUCUCUUUAACUUACUGGCUUGCCUUCAUCAUCCUUAUUGUCCUUACCGCCCUUUCGCCGCAACACAAGCGGAACAAGACAUGGGGAGGCCUCCAUCUGAGAGAAGCGCUUGAUAUCUCCGAAAUCUGGAGGUUUCUGAAGCUCGCCCUUCCUGGAAUUUUGAUGGUUGGAACGGAAUGGGCUGCUUUUGAGAUUGUUGCUCUUGCGGCGGGGAGACUUGGAGCCUUGUCACUUGCUGCACAAUCAGUAAUUAUGACAACAGAUCAAAUUUUGAACACGCUGCCGUUUGGAAUCGGUGUUGCCGCUUCAGCUCGUGUCGGUAACCUCAUAGGCGCACGUUCAGCGUAUGGCGCAAAGCAUGCCGGGCAUGCAUCCGCACUGUUGAGCGCAAUCGUUGGAGCAAUCGUAAUGGCCACAAUGUUGGCUGCAAGAAACGUCUAUGGGUAUAUUUUCAGCGAUGACGAGGAAGUUGUACGGUUAGUAAGCAAGGUGAUGCCGCUAGUCGCAUCGUUCCAGGUGGCAGACGGCUUGGCAGGAUCAUGUGGUGGUGUCUUACGAGGGCUUGGUCGACAGCACAUUGGUGCACUAUUCAACCUUGGAGCAUACUAUGUUCUCGCACUGCCCAUGGGCAUUGGACUUGCAUUCAGUCCACGCACACACAUGGGUUUGCAAGGACUUUGGGUCGGUCAAGUCGUUGCGCUCUUCAUAGUCGGGAUUGGAUUGUACCUCGUUGUUUGGCGCGGGACAGACUGGGAUGUAGAGGUCCAGAACGGAAUAGAACGGAACCGCGCGGAUGAUGCCGCAAAAAGGAGAUACGAGGCUCGAGUUUCAGCAGGGGAGAGCGAAGUCAAUGCUGGAGAAUGUUAGUUUCGAGGAUCAAGCGGGCAGUCGGUAUUUGUUACGCAAUAACAUUGAGAAACG
Molecule: messenger RNA, 1635 nt
Organism: Fomitiporia mediterranea MF3/22
Lineage: Eukaryota; Fungi; Basidiomycota; Agaricomycetes; Hymenochaetales; Hymenochaetaceae
Product: MOP flippase
Exons: 8
Coding region: 1-1581 (526 amino acids)
Biological process (GO): xenobiotic detoxification by transmembrane export across the plasma membrane
Cellular component (GO): membrane
Molecular function (GO): xenobiotic transmembrane transporter activity; antiporter activity
Source: RefSeq, a predicted model, not a curated record